CCGCCAUAAUGGAAACACACAAUUAUGUGGGGAAUCAAGACUGCAAAUGUGGAGUGGGAUUAGCCAAAUCCUGGACGCCAGGUGACUUCAGUACAGAGCCAGGGAGAAUGACCGUUUGGUUACACUGAAAUCCUGUCCAGACACGUCAUCCUGUGUGACCCAGAGAUCUGCUGAGGAGUGAGACACCACGAUUCUGGCAAGUCAUUUACACCUAGAGCGUCUGAGGUUCAGCUGCCAGGCACCCCCUGUGUUCACCCCCAUGUUCCAGGGCAUGAUGCCUCCUGCUGCCCACAUGAACUCUACACAGUCCAUCCAGCCCAGAUUUGCCGCACCCACACCUACCUUUCCUGGGGGUGGAUUGUGUGUCUCUCAGGAGGAGUUAGACAUGGUACUGUAUGGUUAUGCCAAGGGGAAGACCGGCGACCAGUAUCACGGCCAUGCUCUUUCGGGUCUUAGGAUAGGAGACAUCAGUCAUGGCAUUGACCGGAUACUUGGUGGUCAAGUUCAAGUGGGGGUGAAUCAUGUGGCCAAGACCUCACCAACCAUUGUUCUGGAUACAAGUUGCCUGGACCUCCCCGAAGGAGUGGCUAUUUAUCAGACCACAUUUGCAGGAACAAUACACUAUGGAUCUUUUUGCACGAAGACAGUCAUCUGCAAAGGUACGAGAUUCGGCCCGUUCAAGGGUAGAGUGGUGAACACCAGUGAGAUCAAGACUCACGACGACAACUCACUCAUGUGGGAGGUGUUUCAGGAAGGCAAGCUAAGCCACUUUGUGGACGGGCGAGGCAAUGCAGGAAACUGGAUGACGUAUGUGAACUGUGCAAGAUAUGCCCAGGAGCAAAACCUUCUAGCUGUGCAGGUUGAUGGAGACAUCUGGUACGAAGCAUGUAAGGACGUCCCCCAGGGUACGGAGCUGUUAGUGUGGUAUGGGGACUGUUACCUCCAGUUCAUGGGGGUUCCAGUCGCCCUGAAAGAAAUGGCAGACGGUGGAGCCCAGGAAGAGGCAGAUGCCAGUGAGGGGUACCAGUGUGAGCGGUGUGGCAAGGUGUUUGCCUACAAGUACUACCGAGACAAACACUUAAAGUACACCCGAUGUGUGGACCAGGGAGACAGAAAGUACCCGUGCCACCUCUGUAGCAGAUCUUUUGAGAAACGCGACAGACUCAGAAUCCACAUCCUCCACGUUCACGAAAAACAUCGGCCUCAUAAGUGCAUUGUGUGCGGCAAGAGUUUCAGCCAGUCGUCCAGUCUCAACAAACACAUGCGGGUACAUAGCGGCGAGCGUCCAUACAAGUGUGUAUAUUGCAACAAAGCUUUCACAGCCUCGAGUAUACUUAGGACGCACAUCAGACAGCAUUCUGGCGAGAAACCGUUCAAGUGUAAACACUGCGGGAAAGCGUUCGCCUCUCAUGCAGCCCACGACAGCCACGUGAGGCGGACCCAUGCGAAAGACCAGUCUUGUAUAUGCUCUGUUUGCGGAAAAGGAUUCUCACAAACCUAUGAACUCAAAUUUCAUAUGAACUCACAUGUUGGAAAAUAGCACUCUGAAAGUUGCAAUGAACAGUCAGCCAUGUCAUAAACAUAUUGUGUUGAGGUGGCAUUCCUUGACAAUGUUCCAAACUGCGCCUCCAGCACCUUACAUGUUCAUGUUUUCAUCAUAUGAGGAAAGAUGUUAUCGGCUGAAAAUAUCAUAACGAUAACGUUAAGGACUGUAUAAUAUAUCGAGGAACUUAUUUAUCUGCUAUUGUUGUUGAUUGAAUCCUACGCACGAACUAGUGUAUAACAUGUAUGUAUAAAUUGUUUAUGCAAACCAA
This is a messenger RNA of Haliotis rubra (blacklip abalone), 1814 nucleotides long. Its product is annotated as PR domain zinc finger protein 14-like. Bases 260 to 1540 code for a protein of 426 amino acids. Gene Ontology annotation, cellular component: nucleus. Lineage: Eukaryota; Metazoa; Mollusca; Gastropoda; Lepetellida; Haliotidae. Gene Ontology annotation, molecular function: protein binding; RNA polymerase II transcription regulatory region sequence-specific DNA binding. The record is from RefSeq and is a predicted model, not a curated record. Gene Ontology annotation, biological process: regulation of transcription by RNA polymerase II. The transcript is spliced from 10 exons.